Molecule: messenger RNA, 814 nt
Organism: Zootermopsis nevadensis
Lineage: Eukaryota; Metazoa; Arthropoda; Insecta; Blattodea; Termopsidae
Source: RefSeq, a predicted model, not a curated record
AGUUCCCCGGGGCGAGUGAAAGUAAUGGCAUCAUUGUCUUCAGACUGUUCUUGUAGGAAAUUAUUUGGUCUUUAAAUUACAGUCUAUGUAGUGGUGGCAGCUGCGUAUAAAUACCUGACGAGGCAGCCACAAGUAUCAGUGUUUCUACAGCAAACUACAAACUACAGACAAAGAUGGCCGCCAAGUUCAUCCUCCUCGCUGCCCUGGUAGCUAUUGCCAACGCCGGCUACCUCGGGGCCAGUUACGCUGCCGCCCCAGCUGUAGGUUACGCUGCCGCCCCCGCCAUCAGCUACGCCGCCCCCGCGGCUGUCGCCACCCCCGCCAUCACCUCCCAGCACUCCAACAUCCUGAGGAGCUACGGUAACCUGGGACAGGUGUCCACCUACUCCAAGACCAUCGACACACCCUUCUCUAGCGUUCGCAAGUCCGACUAUGGUGCCUAUGCCGCCCCCGCCCUGGCUGCAAAAGCUUACCAUACCGCUCCAAUCGCUGCUGCCUAUGCUGCCCCCGUCGUCAAGACCGCCGCCACCGCCGUGGCAGGACACGGCCUCCUGGGUGUCGCAUAUUCUGCAGCCCCCGCAGUCGCCCACAUGACCUAUUCCAACGGUCUUGGCAUUGCCUACUCUUACUGAACUGACACUUUCUCCGAAAAGGAAAACUCAUCACAGCCUGUAUUAUUGGAUUUGCGAGGAAAGUAGCUUCUACCAAAAGCGAUAUUUUAUUUAUAUCUGAAAUCAUCUACAUACUUAUCUCAUCUACAUCCUUACUUAGAAACUUGUAUUUAUACCUGUAAAUAAAUGCUAAUGACGCUUAA